Molecule: messenger RNA, 4064 nt
Organism: Paramecium pentaurelia
Lineage: Eukaryota; Ciliophora; Oligohymenophorea; Peniculida; Parameciidae
Source: the annotation of a GenBank genome assembly
AUGAGAAAAACAACAUAAACUAAAUAGUUAAGUUUAUUUGACUCAAUCUUAUCAGGAUAAGCUUAAAAAGAAGAGGAAGAAAAGUAAAUUAAAUAUAGUGUAAAGAAUCAAAAUGAAUAAAGUAUUUAAAAUACUAAAUCAUUGCAUCAUUUAGUAAUUUAUAAUAAAAUUCUUAGAAUGAUAUUUUUUAUUCAAACAUUAUUGAUUAUAAGGAUUUUAAAUAAUCUUUGAGAUAUAAUAACAAAAAUUUGAAAAAAAUAGCAUUAGAAAAUAUUAAAAAUCCUCAUCCAAAAAUUAUUAAGAAUUUAAUCAAAUUUGAUUUAAGUGGUCUUGUAGAAUUAAAGUUGAUUAGUAUAGAUAUCACUGAUUCUAAAUUUGAAAUGUUUCUAAAAAAAGGAGGUUUAUCAAAUUGUUUUAAGAAACUAACAAUAUUAACUUUAAAUUGUUAAUCAAUGACUUCUAGUUCUUUAGAAUAUUUAUUUUAAGGAAAUUAAAUAAUAAAGUAUUUAGAUUUAAGUCAUACAAAAAUUGAUAAUUAAGGUAUUUAUUACCUAUCUAAAUUAUAAUGGCCAUAUUUAGAGACUUUCAUUAUAUAAUGGUGUAAUAAAAUAAAUAAUUUGAAUGAAUUAGGAGAGAAUGCUGAGAAUUUUCCCAAUCUUAAAAUAUUUGAUAGUAGAUUUGUAUAUGCAAAUAAUGAAGCAUAUAACAAAAUAAUAAAUUCUUAACUUAGUAUAACAUUAAAUAAUAUACGUUUAUUUGGAACUGAUGUAGAUUUAGAUAAUAUAUAAUGGAAAUAAAGUUUUUUAUUGAAUUUAUUUUUGGAAAAGAUAAGAGGAUUAAAUACAUAAGAAUUCAUUAUUCAAAAUAAUACAACUUGUGAUAGAACAACUAAUGAUUAUAAAUAAGUGAGAAUAAUAACAAGUAAAUUAAAUGAAAUAAUAUUUAGAAAUCUAUAAGGAUAAGGAUUAACUUAUGUCAAUAAAUCUUUCUUGGAAGAUUGAUCCUACUAUUGUUUAAUUACAAUAUAUAGAAACAGUAGAGAGUAAAGAUUAAAAAUUUAGUAAUUUUGGUAAAUUAUUUGAAUUUUUGUCUAAGGAAUGGUAGUUGAGAAAGUCUUUAAAAAAAAUGAUUUUAUUUUUUGAUAAAAUCUAAUGUGAUGAAACUAAUUUCGACAUAUUAUUAAAAACUAUAAUUGAUUUUAAGGAAAUGAAAUAACUCUAAUUGUAUAUAUAGAAUUAAAUGCUAUUGAAACCUGUUAGCUAUUAUUUUGUGUUUAAUUAAAUAAGUGAAUUACAAAAAUUAAUAAAAUUACAAGUAUUUGUUAUUAUCAAUUUCAGCUAGAUUUUUAAAAUGAUAAAUUAGUGAUAAAUGAUAUUUUACUUAAUAAAAUAUAUCGAUCUUUGUAAUAGUUAAUAAAUUUAAAUACAUUAGAAUUAAAUAUAAGAAACAAUAAAAUAGUAAAUGUUUUGGAUUUGUAUACCUUCAAUUAUCAAAUUAUUACAUCAAUUUUCAAUCCAUAAUUAAACUAUAUUACUUUAUUAGAGACUACUGAGGAUAAUUUAAAUUAUCAAUUUUCAGAUGCAGCCGAUCUACUAUAUAGUAAUCCAUUUAAAAUUAUAAAUAUUAAUAAUUUCUAAAAUUUUAUCUUACAAGAGGAUCAAAAUAAUACAAAAGAAAGAUAUUUCGAAAGAAUAACUAAAGAUUAUUAUAAAUAAAAACGAAAAUUAUUGAAAAGUGCAGUAAUUGCUGACUGUUAAAGAUUAAAUUAUCAUAGGAGAUUUAGAAAGGAACAGAUUAAUGAAAUUUUUUAAUAUAUAAUUAAUUCUAAAUGAAUGAUCUUGAUUCUGGAGAUGUUGCAAAUAAAUUUAGUGACUUCUAUGAAUUCGAAGAAUUUUUAGGUUCAGGAGGAUUUGGUAAGGUUGUUUAGGCAAAGAACAUCAAAGGAGAAAGUGUGGCUGUCAAAAUAGUACCUAAGAGAGAAUGUAGAAGAAGUUAUUCAGAAAUAUUAGCAGAAGCAAGCAUAUUGAGUCAAAUGAAACAUUCAAAUAUAGUGUAAUUUAAAAGAGUACAUGAAACAGAUACAAGAUUAUUAAUAGAAAUGGCUUUGGUGAAGUACGGGCAAUUGAAAAGAUUAUUUACAGAUAAAAUUGAAUUGAGUUAUGAAUAGAAAAGACAAUUAAUGCAAACUUUAUUCAAAACAGUGGCAUUCAUCCAUGAAAGAGGAGUAGUUCAUAGAGACAUUAAACCUGAGGUGAGGAUUGUAUGUAUACUAGAGAACCUUUUACUUGAAGACCCUAACGAUAUGACCACUUUGAAAAUUGUAGAUUUUGGAUUGUCAACUAGAUCUUAGUUACUCAUCAGUGGUUAAUGUGGCACACUCAUCUACAUGGCUCCAGAAUUCUUUACUAGUAAGCAUUACUCUAAAGUAAAAAUAUUAUUAAAUAGACUAGCCAGUUGAUAUUUGGAGUUGUGGAAUCAUAUUAUAUAUGGUAUGUACAGGUGGAAAACAUCCAUUAUAUGUAUAAGGAUAAACAGCUGAAGAAUAUAGAGAGAAAUUGUAUUAGCAUUUGUAAAAUCCAUAAUGGAAUUUCCCUGAAGGUUUUGACUAAUUAGCUAAGAAUCUUUUCUUGAAAUGUGUUGCUGAGGAUCCUAUGCAUAGAUAUAAUGCACAUUAAAUCUUACAUCAUCCAUGGAUUACUGGAAAGGUUAAUGAUCCUAUUCCACUCUCUUUACCUGAGAUGUAUAAGUCUUUUUCAAUGAGAGAGCGUGUAACAAGAAUUAUUAAGGCUUUAAUGGUCAUUAGGAUGAUGUCAAAAGAUUAUUGGAGAUGUAUCAAUACUAAGAAGGUAGAUUCAUCUUAUUUAGAUCAAGUAAUUAUUUUUGCUAUUAUUAUAGUGUAAUAAAAUCUCAUAAGCUCAUUAAUAAUAAUAAUAAUAAUAAAGUUUACUUGAUAAGUCUUAUGUUAAGGAAAUGAUGGCAGAACAUGCAUAAAUUAAAUAAAGAUAACACAAUCACAAUCAUAGAGUUGAAACUCCAAAAUAUUAAAGCAUUUUAAAAAGAUUAAUAGAUCCAUCUCGAAAUUAACAUGAUUCAUAUUUAGACUAACCUAAUAAUAGCUAAAUUGUAGAUGAAAAUAUGCUCAAUUAAUAUAAUUCCAUUAAUAAUAAUCAAUAAACAGAUGGUUCUUAACGUUCAGUUUCUUAAUAAAGUAUUUAAGAUGCAUAAGAAUGUGCUGAAUCAAAUAGUGGCAAACUUAUUAUUAUCAAAAGAAGUAAUCAAAAUAAAAAGAAAACAAAAAAGAUUGUUUAAUUUAUUACUACAAAAAAAUAAAAUAAUAGUUCAGUUGAUCUAUAAUAGAGAUCUAGAUCCACAACAGCCAAUAAUCCAAAAUAACUAAUGAAUACUCUUGCAGAGAACAAAUAAUUUGAAUCUCCUAAGAAAAUUUAACUUGCUUCUCUCACUUAAUUUUAGUAAUAAUAACAAUCUCAACCACAUCUCAUUUAGCCUUAGCAAUCCAUACCAUUUCUGAAUACUGUCUCAUAAUUUAAUGUGUUAAAACCACUUCCAUCUAAUUAAUCCCCUGUCCAUAGACUUAGUAGCCAUAAUGGUGGCAAUACUCCUAGUCUUCAUAACAUCUUAAAUUAAAACAUAGAGCAAUAGUAACAUCAGUAAAAUCAUAGCUAAGCAUAUGGUUAUAUUAGAAAAACUAGUGUUAUAACCUAAGAUCCAAAGAUUGUUGAACCUCCAAGUAUGUAUUAAUAAAAUAUUUUGCUAUUUUAGGAAAAAGGAGUAAUACUUCUACUCGGAAAUUAAGUGUUGUUGAAUUAGAUUGUCAUGAUUAAUAAAAAUAUGAAUAAUAAGAAAGUAAAUUUAGAUUUAUUAUCAAAAUAGAAAUAGUUCAUAAUUAAUUUUUACCUAGAGGAUGGUGCAAAACCUUACCAUUUUAAAAGUUUCUGCCUUCCAAAUAAAUGCAGGUCCAUCCUUAAUUUAUUGAAUUGAAUGCUUUGAGAUAAUAAAUUAAAAUUCCUUUACCCAUAUAGCUAUAAGUUCCAAAAAAAAAAUGA